AUGCCCUUCACAUUCAUAUCGAGAAUCAGUUUUAGUUCACGCACCAUCAUCUACCUACGACCUCAUCCCUGGGUCGGCAGCCUCGCCAUCCCUCCAGAGAUAAUAUUGAAGAUCAUAACCUAUCUCGAUCGACCCUCGCUUCUCUCAUUUGCUCUAACUUGCCGGACAUUUCUUCUCCAUUACCUCCCUCAACCUCUUCAGCUAUCGUCCACUGAAAAGCAAGAAUUCCUGGCCCUUCUAGAAAAGGACGCGCCUCAUUACUAUUUCUGCCAUUUUUGCCUCAAACUCCAUCGAUGGCGCAUGUCCUGGUUUUGGCAUUUCAAUUCAGAGAUUCCAGACUUUUAUCUCAUGCACAGAGAUACCUGCAGAGAAAAAUAUCGAAUCGAGCACCAUGGGAUGCCAAUUUUGUUGUAUCCUCUCGCGCGAGUGAUAAUGAAUCGGCAUUUCCAUGGGGCGGCACAUGGCCCUCUACCAAAAGUAUUAUCAACAUCAAUCAACGAUUACGCGUUUUGGGACGGGUAUUGGGAUGGAAGACAUCAUACAGUUUGGAAAGCCCGUAUUGUUGGCGACGAAUUAAUGAUAUCAUCGGCUAUUACGAUAUAUCCCAACGAGAAUCAAGAAAACCCUAAGAAUACUGUCGAUUGCGCCCCGCAUCCGCUAUGCCCGCAUCUUACAACUAGCGCUCGUUCUUGGCCUCACAAACAACUUCCUGAGCUAGCUGCUCGAAGUUCUGCAGAUUGUUUCGUUCCAUGUCAUGAAUCUAUCAAGUCUUGUCCUGAAUGUCUCACGGACUACUGCAUCACCAUCACUCGGCAGAAGAAGCGUUGGGCGAUCAAGGUCAUUGCCUACAAUCAGCUUGGAGCAGUCAGAUCACCAUUUGACUGGGAGUGGAGUGGCAUGGUACCAUCGAGGUAUAGGUUGGGAGAGCGGCAAUCCAGGUAUCGUUUGGGGCAUAGGCCAGGGAUGGUGAGGCACUUGUGGAACAAAGCAGAUGAGAUCCUCCUGGAACCCACAGGAGAAUGGGCAUAUCUCCCCAGGUAG
Messenger RNA from Trichoderma harzianum CBS 226.95, 1041 nucleotides. RefSeq lists its product as hypothetical. The coding region runs from base 1 to 1041 and encodes 346 amino acids. Lineage: Eukaryota; Fungi; Ascomycota; Sordariomycetes; Hypocreales; Hypocreaceae. The record is from RefSeq and is a predicted model, not a curated record. Gene Ontology annotation, molecular function: protein binding. The transcript has a single exon.